UUUCUGUCUAAGACACCUCUUUGACACAAUUCUUCUCUCCUGUGUCCAAAAAGUUCAGGCCAUCUAAUCUUCUCCCAAAAAUUACAAUCAGUGGCGUGAAAAUCAAUAACUGUAUUGUUGUUUAACCACAGAAUAAUGGAGACAGAUGAGCUCAAGCGUGUCUUUCAUAUGUUCGACAGGAAUGGUGAUGGAAGGAUCACGAAAAAGGAGCUGAAUGAUUCGUUAGAGAACAUGGGGAUCUUCAUGUCUGAUUCGGAUCUGGCGCAGAUGAUCAACAAGAUUGAUGUGAAUGGCGAUGGCUACAUCGAUAUUGAUGAAUUUGGUGCUCUAUAUGAGACCAUAAUGGAAGAGCGCGAUGAGGAGGAAGACAUUAGAGAGGCCUUCAAUGUGUUCGACCAAAAUGGGGACGGAUACAUUACCGUGGAUGAAUUAAAAUCUGUCUUAGCAUCGCUUGGUCUCAAGCAAGGGCGGACCGUUGAUGACUGCAAGCGGAUGAUUAAGAAAGUGGAUGCUGAUGGAGAUGGAAUGGUGAAUUUUAUAGAGUUUAAGCAGAUGAUGAAAAGUGGUGGAUUUGCUGCAUUGAGUUAACGAGAAAAUCGACAAGACCUUGGAGGUUGGAAUCUUGUACCCUUUAAGCAAAGGUCUGAGAACAGUUCUUAGAGAAGUUUCUGGGAUGGAGCCUUUACAACCUUAAUAAGCCAACUUGAUGCUAAUGUUAAUUAGUCAAUCAAGUGAACUUGGAAUACUAGAUGCAAAAUCAGAAACGAAAAAUAGAGAGAAAAAAACACUCAUUUUCCGCACUGUUACAUUUGUUUGAAUAGAAAGAAAGAACACAGAUAAAAAGGAGUUUUCCUGCUCUUUUCGUAGGUUUACGACUUGUAAAUAGUUUGUUAUAUUUUCUAAAUCUUUAUUUCAUGUUUUUUGGCU
Molecule: messenger RNA, 927 nt
Organism: Solanum stenotomum
Lineage: Eukaryota; Viridiplantae; Streptophyta; Magnoliopsida; Solanales; Solanaceae
Product: calmodulin-like protein 3
Exons: 1
Coding region: 136-588 (150 amino acids)
Molecular function (GO): calcium ion binding
Source: RefSeq, a predicted model, not a curated record